AUGCGUGACUAUACUCUAAGCAACUAUUAUUUGAGCGAUACCAUUUGCCAAAACAGCCUUAUCCUUGUUAACGAUCGUCGUAAAAACAAGAGACUCACUGCAGAAUGUGAUGACGACAGGUGGAUACUGCAUCGGUUCAUGUUCCGCGUGAAGACUUUACCUUCUGGCGAGAACCCAAGCUUCUCCUCUAUAUGGGUAGAGGAAGUUCUGCCCAAUAUUCUCGAGCCUAAGGAGGGAUUCUGGUAUCUGGACGGUCCUAAUGCCUACUACAUCGACUACGGAUGCGAAGAAGGCCCCAUGAACCCGGACUCAGACGCAGAAUGCUUUGAAAGGGGCCAUGGCAUCAAUAAUUACCUCCAGACUAUCCUCAACUCAUUCGGAAACCCAACGCGUAUUAUAGUCAAUCCUCAUGGCCGAGAUGUUCUCAAAUACUAUUGGUGGGGUAGUUGCCCAGAAUGUGAUGGACAUGGCUCGUUCUGCCCCCGUUGUAGUGGCAAUCGCUGGCCAGAUCUCCUUGGCAGCAGCUGUUCAGAUCAGUCCUGUUAUGUUUGUAUGGGAUAUGAUUUUGCCCUUGCUGAUAAGAUUGACAUCAUGGAACUGGACAGACUCAAGCGCAUACUCUGUUCCGAAAUCGGGAAGAUGAAAGAGGGGAGGUCACGCUACACUGUCACCGAAUUAAGGGAAAUGAAAGAAGAUGUCAUUUUGGGUGAGAGGGAGAGAUAUGAGGCCAUCAAUCGCCGCAGGAAAGAAAUGGAGCUGAUACAAGAGGAUGUCGAAGAGAUAUUGGAGGAUACUGACAUGUGGCUUUGGAUCGACCCUGACCUCAAAGAUAGUGAGGAUAUCGAUGUUAGCGAUCUGGGAAAAAGUGGGAAUGAGACUGAUGAUAGUACUAUCACCAUCUAA
Molecule: messenger RNA, 903 nt
Organism: Penicillium taxi
Lineage: Eukaryota; Fungi; Ascomycota; Eurotiomycetes; Eurotiales; Aspergillaceae
Exons: 1
Coding region: 1-903 (300 amino acids)
Source: RefSeq, a predicted model, not a curated record